AGAUUGUUAUCACACGUAUAUAAAAACUACUAUUUAAGGAAAAAAUAUAUUUUUGUUUGUUUUUAAAAGCAAAUUGGUCCUCCAGAAGAUGCUUCAAUACAUUUUAUUAUUUAAGUUUGUGUAUUUUGUGGCAUCUAGUGAUGUUCGCUUAAAAAUAGCUGAUGAUGUGGUCUCAUGCGAUGAUUUUGACAAUGACGAACUAGAAGUAGAUCUAAAACUGGCACAAUCAAAGGGAUGCGGACCCAAACUUAUGGGAUUGAGUGGAGUGAUGCGUGUAAUGGAGGAACUAGAAGAUGAACAUACAGUAGAAUUAAGCGUAUAUAAAGAUACAGAAGUUGGUAAAGAGAUGUUGUUUACAACAAAGACGAAUUUAUGUGCUAGUAUAAAAGACGACAAUGCCCCAUGGUUUCCCGUAGUAGAAAAAAUGGCUAUUACAUCUUGUCCCAUAGAAAUAAAAGAUUAUCCAAUGCAAAAUAUUCUGCUGGACCUUAACGAUUGCGUAAAUGAUAUGCUGACAGAAGAGAACUGUGGAGUGUAUGCUAUAGAGAUAGCGGUCACCGCGAAGGGGCAAAAAAUCUCGUGUCACAUGUUGGCGGUAGAAAUGUACGAGUACGAAGGCGAGGAUGAUUCCGAAGAAGACAGCGGGGAUGACUGUGAAGAGUGAAAUCAAUAAAUAGUUUACAUUACAUAAAA
Galleria mellonella (greater wax moth) is the source of this 693-nucleotide messenger RNA. RefSeq lists its product as uncharacterized. Bases 89 to 664 code for a protein of 191 amino acids. Lineage: Eukaryota; Metazoa; Arthropoda; Insecta; Lepidoptera; Pyralidae. The transcript has 4 exons. The record is from RefSeq and is a predicted model, not a curated record.